Messenger RNA from Truncatella angustata, 1086 nucleotides. RefSeq names its product cytidine deaminase-like protein. The transcript has a single exon. The record is from RefSeq and is a predicted model, not a curated record. NCBI's taxonomy places the organism in Eukaryota, Fungi, Ascomycota, Sordariomycetes, Amphisphaeriales, Sporocadaceae. Bases 319 to 990 code for a protein of 223 amino acids. Gene Ontology annotation, molecular function: catalytic activity.
UAACGCCAGUGAUGACUAAUAAGUACGUUGAUAAGUGUGGAAAACUUUCGUCUAAAUAAUUUGACUACUUACUCCAGGUAUGAGUGCCGUAUGGCAUCGCGGCCAUUCUUCGUUCUCCGCAACCGGCCAAGAGCCCGCUGUGGAGGUCGCCGAUAGGGCUGAAGACUACUUGCAACGGCCGGUCCCGAAGCGGGCGCUGAGAUAUAGCGCUCACUAUAUAUCAGCGUAAUCUGCAAUGUCUUGCAAGCUUAUUUAUUGCUGAAGUUUGUUGUGUCCCUUUAUAUCUCCAAGAAACUAAACAAGCUCCAAUCAUACAUCAUGGCGACGAAGUCUCAAACUCAAAAUCCGAAGACCCUCCUCAGCGCACUACUGUCGGUCAUCGAAAAACAGAUCGUACCUUUGACAGCGAAGGGAGUGUCUUCAGGCAGCAAGCUCUUCGGUGCUGCUAUUCUAUCUAAGUCAACUCUAACCCCGUUGACUGUUGCCACCAACAAUGAGCGUGUAUCGCCCCUGCUACAUGGUGAAAUCAACUGCAUUCAGCAAUUCUUCACCUCUCCUACAACACUUGAUGGCUCGCCGAGACCAGAAACGAAGGACUGUGUAUUCAUUGCCACACAUGAGCCAUGCUCACUAUGCUUAAGCGGAAUCACUUGGUCCGGGUUUGAUAACUUCUUCUACCUCUUCACUUACGAAGACAGUCGGGAUCUGUUCGCCAUUCCAUAUGAUAUCCAGAUACUCGAGGAAGUUUUCAGGGUGAAGGCUGACGGGGAGAGCGAAGAUAAUCACACGAAGCGGGAAUUGUAUAACCGAAAAAACAAGUUCUUCACGGCGAAAAGCUUCAUGGACUUGGUGGGGGAACUAGAUGGAGAUGAGGACCGGAAGAAGUGGACUGCUGAGAUCGAGAGGAUAAAACGUCUGUACAAUGGCUUGAGCGAGACGUAUCAGGAAGGGAAAAAAGAGGGGGUAGAGAGUGCUAGUGUUUGGAAGUAAUGAAGUAGGUACAUUGAAAGAUUGGCAUCGAGGGAAACCAGAGUUGAGGUACAAUUUUCGCAGUGGUCAUUAUUAUCUCAGGUGAAAUAUCUGUAG